GAGAGAGAGAGUCUUCCAUCCUCUGGUUUACUCUCCAGUUGGCCGCAACGGUGGGAACUACACCGAUCUGAAGCCAGGAGCUUUUUCUGGAUCUUGCAGGAGGGUGCAGGAGCCCAGAGACUUGGGCCAUCUUCUGCUGCUUUCCCAGGCUGCAGCAGAGAGCUAGAUCGAAAGUGGAGCAGCUGGGUCUUGAACUGGCGCCCGUAUGGGAUGCCAGCACUGCAAGUAGCAGCUUAACCUGCUACGCCACAAUGCUGGCCCCAAUAUUUAUGAUUUUUUAAAAGUCUCCGCCAACUAGGAAUAGAAGUAUAUUUCCUCAGCCUAGUAAAGGAAAUCUAUGGAAAAACCUACGGCCAACAGAUAAGAUUAGGAGCCAGGCAAGGAUGUGGGCUUUCCCCACUUUGAGUCAGUGUCUUACUGGCGGUCCCAGCAAGCCACAGAUAGCCAGACAAAAGAAAGGAAGAAAUGCAGGUGUUACUUGUAGACAAAAUAGAUUGUCUUUUUUGAAAAUCUUAAGGAAUCUAUGUUGAAAAACUAGAAGUAAUAAGUUUAGUUAGUUAUAGGAUACACAGACACUAUAGAAAAAUCACCUGCACUUCUGUAUAUUGGUAAUAAGUAGGGAAAUGAAAAAAAAAGGCAAUAUAUAAUAGCAUAAAAAAUGUGAAAUACUUAGGGGUAAAUUUAGCAAAAUAUGUACAUGCAAUUGAAGUAUGCAACAUUGCAGAGAAAGACAAGUAAGAGAUACCCAGGGCUUUUCAAGAAGUUCAUGGAAAAUGAGUGCUAUGAAAAACUAUGUGUGGAUUUCAGAUUUUUUUUGCUCCAAAGAAAGUAUCUUAAUUCCAACUUCCACAAACUUUUUGCGCUUUUGAAAGUAAAGUGGUAAAAAAAAAAAAAAAAGAUUUAUUUGAAAGUGACACAGUGGAAUGGAGAGGGGGGUCUUCUUCCAUUGGUUCACUUCCCAGGUGGCCACAAACAGCCAUGGCUGGGCCAGGCUGAAGCCAGGAGCCAGGAACUCCAUGUGGGUCUGCCACAUGGGUGCAUGGGCCCAGCACUUGGACCAUCCUCUUCUGCUUUCCCAGGUGCAUUAGCAGGGAGCUGAAUCAGGAAGAAGUAGAGUAGCCGGGACUCAAACCAGUGCCCACAUGGGAUGCCAGUGUCAAAGACGGUGGCUUAAACUGCUGUGCCACAGUGCUAGGCCCUGAGCUCUUAUGUUUUAAAUGAUCUAUUCAAGGGUGUUUGUGUAGUAAACAGCCACAGAUGGAGAAGCUAGCGCCUCCCACGGAAGCUCUCCGUGCUUACAGGAGAGUAGAUGCCUGUCGGAGGGUACAGAGAAGAUUUGUUGCAACCUGUUAGGAAAGAUUGGCGUUCUCUCAGCUCUGGGGUCCUCAGUCACGAUGCUCUCCUGGCAUUUGUAACAUUUACCUGGGCCACUGCAUGCCUUCUGCCCUGUGGAACUCAGGGCUGUGGAGACACGGCUUCUCGCAUGUUCCUUGCUGUGAGUAAAAAGUCUUUUUCUCUGACUCAGGACUGCUGUAUCUUCUGCCAGGAUCCACCGGUUACUUUAUUGGCUUGCAAGGAGGGUAUCACACCUCAGAGCCCUCGCAGUCCCUGACAAUUUUGGCUCUGAGGAUGGAGUGCUGAAAGAAACAUGGCUUUCUGCAUGAGGAUGGAUAAGGUCGGGGACGGUGGAAAGACCCCCUGGCAUCUCAGGCACCUGAUCAACUUUCUAGCAGGAGAACGAUCAUGGAGGUGGUGCCAGCUGAGGUGAAUAGUUUGCUUCCAGAGGAGAUAAUGGACACUGGUAUAACUUUAGUGGAUGAUGAUAGUAUUGAGGCUGUUAUUGUUUCAUCCCCAAUUCCCAUGGAGACAGAACUGGAAGAAAUUGUCAACAUAAAUUCUACUGGCGAAUCUACAGCCACGCCCAUUUCCACGGAACCAAUCACAGUGUACAGUAACCACACUAACCAAGUUGCAGUGAAUACCACAAUUACUAAAGCAGAUUCUAAUACCACAGUGAAACCAGCUUUUCCAAGUGGCCUUCAAAAACUUGGUGCUCAGACUCCUGUGACUAUAUCAGCCAAUCAGAUUAUUUUAAACAAAGUAUCACAGACAUCUGAUCUUAAACUUGGCAAUCAGACCCUUAAACCAGAUGGACAGAAGUUAAUUUUAACAACUUUGGGCAAGUCUGGUUCACCAAUUGUUUUAGCACUACCCCAUAGCCAACUACCCCAGGCUCAGAAAGUUACAACUCAGGCCCAGUCAGGAGAUGCUAAGUUACCACCGCAGCAAAUUAAAGUAGUUACCAUUGGAGGGAGGCCAGAGGUGAAACCUGUCAUUGGUGUCUCAGCACUGACCCCAGGAAGUCAACUGAUUAAUACUACAACUCAGCCCUCUGUGUUACAGACCCAACAGUUAAAAACAGUGCAGAUUGCUAAGAAGCCUCGAACACCAACCUCUGGUCCAGUAAUCACGAAGCUGAUCUUUGCAAAACCAAUUAAUAGUAAAGCAGUUACAGGACAGACAACUCAAGUAUCACCACCAGUCAUUGCAGGUAGGGUUCUUUCACAGUCUACUCCUGGGACUCCAUCAAAGACCAUAACAAUAUCUGAAAGUGGUGUUAUUGGAUCAACUUUAAAUUCUACAACACAGACACCAAAUAAAAUAGCCAUCUCACCUUUGAAAUCGCCAAAUAAGGAUACCGCUCCUGCUGCAGACCUGUUGAGUGGUGGCUGCGUUUCUCUGCAGUCCUGUGCACCACCAAGCUUGGAGGCGGUGAAGUCAGCCGUGCAGACCAUCACUGUCGGAGGCGUGAGCACCUCUCAGUUUAAGACGAUCAUUCCUCUGGCAACUGCUCCCAAUGUCCAGCAGAUUCAAGUGCCUGGAAGCAAGUUUCAUUAUGUGCGCCUGGUUACUGCCACAACAGCCAGUAGCUCCACACAGCCAGCCAGUCAGAAUCCCAGUACAAAUACGCAGCCGCUUCAGCAAGCAAAGCCAGUGGUUGUUAAUACUACCCCAGUGCGGAUGUCAGUUCCAAUUGUUCCAGCUCAGACUGUCAAACAAGUCGUCCCCAAGCCAAUCAAUCCAAGUUCACAAAUAGUGACUACUAGCCAGCCCCAGCAGCGGUUAAUCAUGCCUGCCACACCACUGCCACAGAUCCAACCCAACCUCACCAACCUGCCACCAGGCACUGUGCUGGCACCAGCUCCAGGGACAGGGAACGUGGGCUAUGCAGUGCUUCCAGCUCAGUACGUUACUCAGCUCCAGCAGUCUUCCUAUGUGUCUAUAGCAAGCAACUCGAACUUCACUGGCACAUCUGGUGUGCAGACCCAGGCAAGGCUCCCGUUCAAUGGCAUAAUCCCAUCAGAGUCUGCAAGUCGGCCCAGAAAACCGUGUAAUUGUACAAAAUCCCUGUGCUUGAAAUUAUAUUGUGAUUGCUUUGCAAACGGUGAAUUUUGCAACAACUGCAAUUGUACUAAUUGUUAUAAUAAUUUGGAACAUGAAAAUGAAAGACAAAAAGCAAUAAAGGCAUGCCUGGACAGAAAUCCAGAAGCCUUCAAGCCUAAGAUCGGGAAAGGAAAGGAGGGAGAAUCAGAUCGACGUCAUAGCAAAGGAUGUAAUUGCAAGCGAUCGGGAUGUCUUAAAAACUACUGUGAAUGCUAUGAGGCAAAAAUAAUGUGUUCCUCAAUAUGCAAAUGUAUUGGCUGUAAGAAUUUUGAAGAAAGCCCGGAAAGAAAGACACUGAUGCACUUGGCGGAUGCAGCUGAAGUCCGGGUGCAGCAGCAAACGGCAGCGAAGACCAAGUUGUCCUCCCAAAUUUCGGACUUGCUCACUAGGCCAGCACCUACUUUGAACAGUGGAGGAGGGAAGUUGCCGUUUACAUUUGUCACUAAGGAAGUAGCUGAAGCCACGUGUAAUUGCCUUCUCGCCCAGGCCGAGCAGGCAGACAAGAAGGGAAAAUCAAAGGCCGCAGCGGAACGGAUGAUACUUGAGGAAUUCGGACGAUGCCUGAUGAGCGUCAUCAACUCUGCAGGAAAAGCAAAAAGUGACCCUUGUGCCAUGAACUGCUAACUCCUGCGCGGGAGCCGGCUGCACGGGACUGCACAGCAAACUGAGGGUGCGGGGACAUUGAUCCUCUGGAAGACAGUUCAGCAAUUACUGUAUUUUAAAUCAGUCCUUGUUUUAAGAGACCUGAACUUAUAAUAUUGAAAGAGAGGAAAUUUUAAUGAGGAAAUUAGUACAUUUUAAAUCUUAGUUAAAUCUCCUUAUGCCCCUUCUAAAUUGAAUUUUUCUUUGUUGUAUUAUAGAGUUUUAACUUGCUUGGGUUUCCUAAGAAUUAGAUGUUCUAUUCUUCUGAUUCUAUUGACAAAGAACAUUUAUAAAUUACUAUAAUAUAAUUUAUAAUAUAUGGCGUUGUAUGACUUUGUUCAGUAGAAAAAGCCAAAGCAGCAUUGGCAUUACCCAGUCAUUCUUUGGUACUAGAUCCACAGCGUAUACAGAUAGACUGUCUACGUAAAUUCUUAUGAAACGUAUCCUGAUGACAUGCUGUGUUGAGAAACGCACUAUUGUUUUAAGAAAAAUCAGCUUUUUAGGGCAAAUUCUCAAAUAAUAUCUUGUGGUCACUUUGAGAUUCUCAAAAGGGGAAGCAGUCCCCAGGCACACUUUUAAAAUAAAGGUUAUUUUUUUUAAAUAUAUAAAACAUUAAGGAACAGUAAAUAAUUCUCAGAGAAUGGGCAUUGUGUUUCUAGAUAAAUACUGUAGGAUGUCUCCAUUUUCUUUCAAAGAGGUGGUAUAUUUUUGAAAUGAUAAUAAAUUGAGUGAUUACUGGGUACUAUUAAAAUGAAAGGUGCUUGUUAAUGUAAGUAGAUUCUUAUUACACAGUAUAACAGAACCUCACAUCAUUAUCAAGUAUAGAAUUUGGCUCAGAUGGAGAAAUAAAGAAUAUUGAAUCUGUAAGAGAUGAAUUUAGGGGAGGGUUUUCCGCCUACACAUACCUCUUUGUAGACUGAAGUUCAGCUGUUUCAAACCCCUGCCCAACUCAUAGCUGACUUCCCGAAGCGGCCUCCUGAUAAAGCUUUCAAAAUUGUAGGGAAAUUCCCUCUGGAAGGAAGUUUAGUUAGGACAUCAUUGUUAGUUAGCCAGUGAUUCAGUACGCUGAGGGCGUGUUUUCAUAGAAUCACCAGUAUAACCUAAAUCAGUUUCAGAAAUUCAAAAACUAUGAAUUGAGGAGCCUGUUGUAAUAGGACUCUUGAUUUUACUACAAGAAAACAGAUGUUGGAAUUCAGGCAUUUCCUUCGGUACCUUACUCCUCAGUAACUGUUAGUGUGUGAUUAUGACACUUCUACAAGGACUCUACAGAUGGAUGUAUUGUGUAUAUAUGUUCCUGUGAACAUGCAAGAUAUAGGCAGUAGAUAUAAGUAAUCCAAAAGAGGACUCCGUUAAUUCAUUAAAAUAUCUUCCUUUUGAAAUUUGGAUUUAUAAGAUUAUAGUGCAGUAACUCUAAGUGUAGAUAGUGCAAACAUUCUUAGCACCUCAAUCUAGUCUGUUUAAUUAAAAUUUGUAUAAAUGUAAAUUAGUGUAAGAGAAUAAAGUAAUAUCUAAUCAAGUUAUUUUUCAAAAGAUUGCAAUAAGUUUUUGGUCUAAACUUAAAUUUUGUUCAUUUUGUACAUACUCUGUGUUAAUUCUAAUUGCCCUGUUGUGAUGUGUAUUUAUAUACAGUGUGCAGAAAGUGUUUGUGGAAUUUCAAUUCCAUUUGUAGAUUAUGUAUGAUGGCAUUGCUUGAGAAUGUUUUGCUUGUAAAAAUUUGAAGGUGCAAUCAAAUGCUACUAGUUUUUCUGAUUUUCGAGAAGAAGCUAUCUUAAGUAUUAAGCCUUUUUUCCUUCCUGGGUAGUACUUACUAAAUGACUUUUUGUAUUUAGGCAUUUGCAUCAAAUUGCUGAACAAGAUUAAUAGCCACAUUAACUCAACAAUUUUAAAAGACUUUUUGGGGAGGGUUGGGUAUAUAAUUUUUUAGCUCUAUUUACACCCCAAAGUAGAAAAAUUAAAUUUAUAUUUACUAGAGCUAUUCAAAGAAUACACUUUUCUAUAUUGUAAAAAACAGGACAGUGAAGAAAAAUCAUACAGAAAAAUAAACAUUUAUACUAUUCUGUAAAAAAAGAAGUUUUGCAUUUUUUCUUCAGUUUAAAUACACCACAUUUAACCACAUACAAGAACCCUUUCAUAUUAUCUAAUUCUCAAGUAAAUUUGACAUUACUUUUGAAAACAACUGAAAUUUUGCCUGAUUAAAUUGCUUUGAAAUGAGAGUAUAUAUUUUCUCCACUUUACAUGCAGAAACUCCAUCCACUUUCUUGUGUCACAAAGACCACCUUUCUUUAUUCCCUCCUCUAUGAAGAAGUAAAAGCAGCCUGUGGAUCUCACCUCUGCGCUCUGGAAAAUCGAACCUUAGUAGUAACAGCGGCACAGUGAUCUGGGGAGGGCAGGGGGCAUACUGUUUUGGCUUCCACAUUUUUGGGUAUUGGACAACUGACAUAUUCUCAAUCUUAUGUAAAAUGCAAAUAAAAAUACCAUUAGAAAAUUUUUCUAUUUUUAUUACUCUGUAACAUAAAUAGUUAAGAAAAUGAUUACCUGUUAUGUAAUUAGAGAGCUUCAAACCAGGUCCUCAGCCCUACCUUAACAACUUUAUAUUGGAAUUCCAGAGCAGCCACUCAAAGCGGGGGGAAGCCAGUUCGCCAACUUCUGUACUAUUGGAGUCAUUCUCUAUUAUGUAAGUUACUUAAGGCCUGUGUGUAUGUGUGUGUGUGUUCAUCAUACACGUCUUAUCAUCUGUAGAGUAAUAUGUAGCUUUAUUUGAUCCAAUUGAUGUUAUGAGGAAAACUAUACAGAAUUUUUUUAAUUAAAAUUUUCCUAAAUGGUAAA
Oryctolagus cuniculus (rabbit) is the source of this 6912-nucleotide messenger RNA. RefSeq names its product lin-54 DREAM MuvB core complex component (gene LIN54). NCBI's taxonomy places the organism in Eukaryota, Metazoa, Chordata, Mammalia, Lagomorpha, Leporidae. Gene Ontology annotation, cellular component: nucleus. Gene Ontology annotation, biological process: regulation of DNA-templated transcription. The record is from RefSeq and is a predicted model, not a curated record.